This is a messenger RNA of Acytostelium subglobosum LB1, 3150 nucleotides long. RefSeq lists its product as hypothetical. The transcript has 4 exons. NCBI's taxonomy places the organism in Eukaryota, Evosea, Eumycetozoa, Acytosteliales, Acytosteliaceae. The record is from RefSeq and is a predicted model, not a curated record. Bases 1 to 3150 code for a protein of 1049 amino acids.
AUGAACAGCGUUAGACAUACUACAUCGGCAGCUGCUGCGACGGCGGCUGCCGCAGCUGCAUCAAUCAAUCAAUCGAAUGUAGACGAUAUGGAUGUAGAGGAUGUGGUCAUGGCCCCAUACUCCUCAACGAAUUCCCAACAACAACAACAAGAUAGUACGCAAACAUCGUCAUCACAACAGCAGCAACAAGGAGAUGAGGAUGAUGAAAUGGAGGAGGGCGAAGAGAAGUCACACAUCGACCUGAUCGUGUCAAGACUGAAGGACAAGUUCAACAGUGUCGAUCAAACUGGCAUGUACGUGUCAUUCCUGGACCUUAUCAGCAAUCCGCCAAUCAACAACAUUGGUGCCAACAGUAACUCCCAUAGUGGCGGCAACAGCAGCAGUAGCAACAGCAAUGGACAUCACAAGGCCAGGCCUAAAAACGAGUAUAGGACACCAGUUCAAAUCACGAUUAAACAGGAGGGCGCAGCGAGCGAAAGACAGUCACAACUACAACAGCACAGGAAGCAUGGAGGUGGCGGCGGACACGCCAACACCAAGCGGACCCCGGCAAUGACCGUGUCAUCAAUCCUCAAGAUUAUGACCAGUCCAAUCGGGCCAAUGCUCUCCCCAAUCAAUGACAGUGGUUCCAGCGAGACGAUAUACAACAGCAACAACAUGGAUGAAGAUGAGCCAAACUCUCCACCGCCGCCGCACAAGCCCAAUCAUUCGAUCGCAGCCAAAUCGAAGCAGGUCAUCGAUGAACCAUACACCAACAAGCGAUCAGCUGCUACUGUUGCUUCCACAGUGCCUGAAAGCACUUCGACGACUACCGGAUCAUCUACCUCAACAACAAGUGACAAGACACCAACAAAGGCCAAGACGACACAUGAAUCCACAAACGAAACAAUCAAGCAGCAACCCAACACAACAUCAGCAUCAACGUCAACAACAUCAACAUCAACAAAGGAGGAGUCCAAGAAGGGCUUGAAACUUACAAUCAAGCUUGAGCGUAAGAAUAUUGUUGGCGCCGCUGCAGGACAGUCCACAUCAUCUUCCUCAACUACUACCACCACACCGUCCGCGACCACAACACCAUCCGAAGCAGCACAAUCAACCAAAGUAACAACAACACCAUCAUCAUCAUCGAGCAAUGUACAAAGACCAACACCUCAGAAACAACAACAAGCAACAACACCUGAAAAGAAGGACCAUGACAACAAUAACAACAACAAUAGCACAACAAAGAAGAGAGCACUGCCUCAGGACGACCAACCAUCAACACGUUCAGCCAACAAUAGCAUUAAUUUGGACACUGGAAGUGAUGAGGGUGAAGAGGAUGAAGAUGACCUGUUUGGUGACAGAGCCAUCAACGAGAAUACAUCAGCCAAACCUAAGGAGCCGACCAGGGAUGACAAGGAGUCCAGUAGUAGUAGCAGCAGCAGAGCCAACAAGAAGCUCAAAACCAUCGACGGCACCAGCAUCGCCACUGACUCCCCAUCCACCAAACACAAGACAAAGAGUGGGAGUAGUAGUAGUAGUACGCAAUCAGAUAUGGAUAUUGAGCCUGCAGGUGGAUCUCUAAAGGACAGGGACAGAGAUAGAGACAGAGACAAGGACAAAGAUAGAGAGAAGGACAAGGAGAGAGACGGCAGCAGAGGAAGCAAAGAGAAGAAGGCAGUGGAAAGGGAAGGAAGCUUCAACAACAAGGACAAAGACAAGGACAACAAAGAUAGAGGUGACAGAGAUAGAGGCGACAGAGAUAAUAGAGAGCGUGAGAGAGAUAAGGAGAAGGAUAGGAGAAGCGAGUCAACACCAACGAACGCGUCUUCAAAGAAGAAGGAGGUGGCUCACUAUUCACCACCCUCCAAUCCAUUCGCCGUGACCGAGGAGGAGAAGAAGAACAUCGAGAUGGAGAAUGGCAUUAGACGACGGUCAUCCAGUCGCAAUGGCAGGGACAAGGGCAAGCGAGCCGACGACAGAGAUAGUAGAGAUGGAAGAUACAAGGACAAGGAGAAACCAUCAUCAGAUAGAGAUCGCGACAGAGAUAGAGACAGAGAGAGGGAGCGUGACAGAGAACGUGAACGCGAGAGAGAUAGGGAGAGAGACAGGGAGCGUGGAAGCGGUGGCGGUGGUGGUGGAAGAGAUCGCGACAGAGACAGAGACAGAGAGAGAGAAAGAGAGAAGGAGAGGGAGAAGGAAAGGGAGAGAGAUCGCGACAGAGAUAGAGAUAGAGAGAGGGACAAGGACAAGCCAAGGAACAGCAGAGACAAGGACAAGGAGCGAGGAAGAGACAAGGAGAAGUCGAGGGACAGACUGUCCAGCGCAGCUCAACAACAUAGACGCGAGUUUUUGGAGACGCUGGACACGCUGGCCAUGGAGGAGACGGCCGUGGUACCCAUCAAGCUGAGUAAAGAGGAGGAGAAGUCACAUCGAAACGACAUCAAUCGACUCAAGAACGAAUCAAAAGAUCUCAAGACCUCUGCACAACAGUUACAUCAGUUUGGCGAAACAGAAUGUUUGGUACUCUUCCUUCAGAUUGGUCUCAAGUAUAUUCUCAUUGCUCAUCUUAUGACAUCCAUCGACGACUUGACAAAGACCUAUGCCUACUUUUCAUCUAUUGGAUCAUUCUUUGAUGGUAUUGCCAACAUUGCCAUCGGUUUCAAAUUGGAAGCAAGCGCAUCAUACUUUUUGAAAUGUGCAUCCUUCUGCUAUGCCAAGUCGUUCAAUCUGAAGAAAGAACAUCUUAAGCACUCAAGGAGGGAUCUAAUGCAUCAAUACUCUGUACCAAACAAGACACAUUCGUCACAUUCUUCAUCAUCCUCAUCAAUGGAGGUCAGCCACUCUGGUACCUCCUCUCAAAUACCUCUUACUCCCACCACUGGACCCUCUUCUCCACUGCCCUCACCACGUGACACCUCUGGCGGCGGUAACAGUAGCACUGGCACUGGAGGCACUGGUGGCAACAGCAAUCACCGACUGUCAAGCUUUUUGCGAGAGUCUGAAGAUCUAUUCAACUUCUUUGAGUGCCAGGAUAGGGCAAACAAGAUGGCGAAGCACAACCCUCAUUGUAUGGUAUUCGACAAGGACUACUUCUCCGAACCUUGCAUGACAUUCAUCGAUUAUGUCAGGAAGGAAUGGGAGAGGAUGGCGCCAAACACACGAAAGUGA